AUGUUUGAGCCUCCCCGAGUUGCAGAACUGCUAAAGCCAAUGAGCCCCCGACCAAUCCACCAUGACGCCGCUCUGCAGGUUUGUUUGGAUGACUGCACCCAGCGCCUUGAGGGUGCUUUGAAUGCAGAGGACUUGCAUGACUUCAUUCAAAAGAGGCAAGUGCCCACAGAAUCCAUGCGAGAACGGAAGAACAAGGACACACCGAAGCGGAAGGAGAAGGACAACCAGAAGCUCCUGACGGCAUCAGAAGAAAAGAAGCGGAGAAAGUCCAAGGCCAAGAAAUCUCCAAGCCUCCAGCUGCCUUUGUGUUCUCCAGUCUCCAGCUUCGAAGGUUUGAAGCCGGAGCACCUCAUUGCGCAAGUGAGAGAAGUGCUUGAAGAGAUGGACAGCAGCAACAGGCAGUUUGGCAUCAAUGGAUGUCGAAACGCCUGGAUCGUGAAGCCUUCUGGCAAAUCGAGAGGGCGAGGGAUUAAGGUGAUGCGGGAGUUAGAUGAGAUUUUUCGACACUGCGAGAGCGAUGGCUUCCAAUGGAUCUGCCAGAAGUACAUCGAACGGCCGCAGCUGAUUCAUGGCUACAAGUUUGACAUUCGGCAGUGGGUCUUGGUGACCGACUGGAACCCGCUGACCGUGUACAUUUGGAACCAGCCUUAUCUCAGAUUUGCUGGCCAAAAGUACGAUGAGACUUUGUCCGACCGAAGCGAGUAUGUUCACCUGGUGAACAAUUCCAUCAUCAAGCACAUGGACGGCUUCAAGAACAAGAAUGAGGACCUCAAUGCUCAAGGCUACAUGUGGUUCCGGCAACAGUACGAGGAAUGGCUGCACGAUCGCUUUUGCACCUGCGAGAAGCAUCGAACGCCCUUUUUGAGGCCGCCACCCUACACCUGCGAGACCUUUGGAGUCCGCUGGGAGGACGUGAAGUUCACGACCGAGGAGGACGACUCCGACGACGGUGAGGACGCCCCUCGGCCCGAGGCCACUGAGCAUUUGGAGCUCCCUGAGACGAGGCUGCCAGGUGCCGACACUCCCUCAGAAGCAGGCUCGCAGUCACCAUCCUCUCAAUCAGAGGAAGGUGUAAAGGGCGCAGCUGAGAAGGCAGUGCGUGAUGGAUUCAGAGUGGUUUGA
Molecule: messenger RNA, 1122 nt
Organism: Durusdinium trenchii
Lineage: Eukaryota; Dinophyceae; Suessiales; Symbiodiniaceae
Source: the annotation of a GenBank genome assembly